AUGGUCGAAGAUGACACAACCCCAGGACAAAUCAGUCUUUCAUUGGAUGAUCACAACAUUAUAGACUUUGACCCUGGAAAUGAGGUCCUUCCCAGCCCAGUCUUAUCGGAUGCAAGCAUGACCAGCAAUGUCCAACCUCAGCCUGCGCCCAUUGAUUAUGGCCGUCAAACACUCUACCAAUCCUUUGAUGAGUUUGGCAUCGCUCCUGAGAUGCAAGCACUUCCUGCAGAUGAAGCACUGUGGCGUCCGUUCCGGUCACGCAGAGAUUUCGAAUUUUCUGAAAUUGCUCUUGAUGCUGCUCUCAACAAACACCAGAUUGACAGGCUACUUAGCCUCAUCGCCCACAUAUCGCAGGGUCAAACUCAAAUCACACUGACAAAUGAGACCGAUCUGCGCAUGUUACGCUGA
Molecule: messenger RNA, 408 nt
Organism: Suillus discolor
Lineage: Eukaryota; Fungi; Basidiomycota; Agaricomycetes; Boletales; Suillaceae
Exons: 4
Coding region: 1-408 (135 amino acids)
Source: RefSeq, a predicted model, not a curated record